Spodoptera frugiperda (fall armyworm) is the source of this 13705-nucleotide messenger RNA. It is a transcript of the gene kl-2, whose product is annotated as dynein axonemal heavy chain 2. Lineage: Eukaryota; Metazoa; Arthropoda; Insecta; Lepidoptera; Noctuidae. Bases 139 to 13656 code for a protein of 4505 amino acids. The transcript is spliced from 80 exons. Gene Ontology annotation, cellular component: dynein complex. Gene Ontology annotation, molecular function: dynein intermediate chain binding; dynein light intermediate chain binding; ATP hydrolysis activity. Gene Ontology annotation, biological process: microtubule-based movement. The record is from RefSeq and is a predicted model, not a curated record.
CAAAACAUUGUCAUUCUAUUGUUUUCUACGGAAAACAUGGAAUGUCAAUAAAUAUCAAUAAAUAAUAACUUUAACGUAAUUUAAUUGUCCAAUUAAGUUGCCGAUUUAGUUAAUUAGUGUAUUUAGGUGAUAUUAAAAAUGGCGGACGGAGAGGGAAAGCCGGAGGGUCCGGAGGUUGUGACAAUAAUGCCCCCUGUGGUCAAACGGCCUAAGAUUGCGUGGAGCGAUGACUUGAGCCACGACUCUGAAGAAGAUAGAGAACGCGAACGUCUAGCCCAGUUGGAGCGUGAACUAGAACAAACACGGGAACAAAAGCCAAUAUACGAUCCAGAAGAAUUGGAGAAGCUCGUUGACUACGUCGUCAGGAUGACCACAAUCUACGACCUCCGCCCUGAAGACUGGACACCAGACACGAGACAGCACAUCGAAGACUGGUUCCUCGAACCGAAGAGUCUGAUACUCUGCAUAUACUUCAAAGGAGAAUGCCUUAGAGCUAGUCACGAUAUACCUCUGACCCCUGUAUACGAUUUGACGUACUUCAUAAGACCCCCUGAUUAUGUGUUCAAAGCCGAUACGUUCCAUGACGACAUCGUCUUCGGCACGUUCAGAGAUUCCAUUGAGUCCAACGUGAUCAAUAUGAUGGAGCAUGUGUAUGCUCCUUAUUUCUUUGCCAUUACUGCUUGGCCUGAUAGUGUCAAAAGCGAGUUCUGCACCCAUAUCCACACGUUCCUCGCUAAACUAACGGACAUGUACUAUAAAAUGUUGGGUCUAACUGUCCUAUACAUACCUCGGGAGGGUCAAAAUCUAUCUUUUGAGAAAGCCAGCGCAGAUCGCGAACUGGUGAAGCGACUCGAAGGUGUGGUGGUCUACUGGACUCAUCAGAUCAAGUCGUGUUUGGAAGACACGGCUUUUGUAGCUUCGCAGAAGGAAUUACUAUGCCCUAGCGAUGAAUAUGACUUCUGGGUUUAUAGACAUGAAAACCUGAACGCCUUACUCCACCAACUGAAAAACCCGGCAGUGAAACACAUCACCAAGAUCCUCGUAACCACACAUUCCACCUUCAUACACCAGUUCCAGUCUCUAUGCGAAGACAUCGUCCAGAAGGUCAGAGAGGCGACCGCGAACAUUGAGUACUUACAGGUUAUAAAGCAGCCUUGCGCAGUACUGGAGUGCGUGGUGGACCCUGACGAGAUAGCGAAGCACAUUCCUCAGAUCAUCAACCUGUUCCGCUUCAUAUGGAUGGAAUCCCCAACUUACAACUCUGAGACUCGAAUCACGAAUCUGUUCAAGGCUUUGAGCAAUCAGAUCAUCAUUCUCUGCCGGAAUUACAUCAAGCUGGAUGAUCUUUUUGACGGUAAUACGAUUAAGGCGUUAGGAGAGUUCAGUAAGUGCAUCGAUUGCUGCAAGAAGUACAGGGAGAUUUACGACGUGAUGGCAGAGGCUCACAAUGAUGACAAUCCCGACAGCUGGGUGUUGGACACCGGCUCUAUCUUCAACUACAUCGACUCGUUCAUACAGAGGUGCUUCGACAUGCUCGACGUUUGUAACUGCAUGAUUAUCUUUGGAAGAAUCAACGAAUUCGAAACUAUAAACAAGCCAUACUUCGGCGGCGCCCGAGGAGAUCAGUUUGAAGCUAAAUGCGAGAAAAUUGAGCGCAUGUUCUUUGCAGCGUUGUUAGAUGUAAAGGCAGUGGGAAAUACUAUCUUAGACGUGCAGGCUCCUUCGUGGUACGAUGACAUUCUUGCCUUCAGAACUAUUAUCAAGGAUAUUGAGAUUAUCAUAGAGAACCUGGUGGACACUGUGUUUGAAGGCGUCAACCACGUGGAGGAGGCCGUGGUCGCGUUGUAUUCUCUAAACAACUAUUCUAAGCGGAAGAAUCUGAAGCGUGUCUUCAAGAGGAAGACUUCUGAGAUGUGGGCGAUGUUCAGCGAGGAAGUGCAAGAAUCAAAGAAGGAUAUGGUGUCCACACGAAGCCACUACCCAGCUGACAUGCCGUCGUACGCAGGCAGGGCAUCUGUGCUCAAGAUGAGGAAGAAUAGACUUGUAUAUCUUAAAAACGUGAUGACAGAUGCGUCCGCGUGGCUGCUGCCCUGCAGUAGCUCUGAAGAUGUGAUUAUGCACGUGAAUAGGCUGAUGGGAGCUAUUGAUGUUGCCAUUAGGGAGCUCUGGAUUGCCUGGACGCACAACUUGGAUGAAAAAUGCGGCGUCGGACUGAACAAGACCUUGAUGAGGAAGAGUGCAGAGUUCCCUGGACUACUGGAGUGUAAUAUUGAUGUGAACAUUCUGGAACUGUGCCAUGAAGCUGCACAUUGGGAGAACUUGAUGAUGGACAUACCUCUACAUGCUUUUCAGGUUUACUCAAAAAGCUCCACUAUAAACUACGUGUACGAGAGUGUACUGGCCGUGGUGAAGGGAUACAACAAGAUUCUGGACUCUUUAUCUGAUGAGGAGCGGCUGCUGUUCAAACCGCUCAUCACGGCUUGUGAAAAGAAAGUGCAACCGGGAAUUACGAAACUUACGUGGACUUCUACAAUGUCCGAUGCAUACAUUGCAGAUUGUGUAAUACAGAUUGGAGAACUUCAAGAUUUCCUAACUACAUACAAAAAUUGUAAUGUUAAUUUAGUAAAAAUUAUGGAAAAGAUUUGUGAUACUCCCUUUGUGGAGUUUGAUAUUUAUAACGUUUUUGAAAUUAAAACUCUUAGGGCCAACAUACGCAAAAUGGAAAGUACAGCUAUGGAUUCUGUUCUAGAAAUGUAUAAAUUGAUAGUGAUUUACCUCGUCAUAGUUUAUGAAGGCUUCGAAGCUCAUAUUACUCAGAUGGCAGAACAUUGGAUUAAAUAUGUUAGAAGAUUUGAUAAACUUUUAGAAGAUGCUUUGAGGUUGGGUAUAAAGUCAACAAUGCAAAACAUGUAUAAGUGUGUACAUGGAGAUGGAACAAUGGCACCAUCACCCUUGUUAAAAAUGGACCUCUACCUAGUUGGGAAGAAUAUAACUUAUAUACCUUCAAAAAUAGAAAUUCAAGACACUUUCACGACAGUUCUUGAAGAAAUCGUCCAUAUAAUAAGUUCAGUUCCUCGUUUGUAUGAAAAAUUUUCGUUGCCAUCUGGUGGCUUAAGAAAGUUUCAUGAAGUAAUAGCUACGGAUCCGGAUUGUAAUAAAUUGCAGAGAUUUAUUAACGAUGAAAUUGAUUACAAUAUUAAGUUAGUUAUCGAUCAUUUGGAAAUGUGGGAUCCUUACGUGCAUAUUUGGGCAGUAAACAAAGAUGAAUUUUUAGCAAAUUAUCGAACUGAACAGCAUACUGCAGAAGAAUUUGACGAUCUUAUUAUAAAUUACAGUAAUCUUGCCAAUUCUGUUCAAAUUCAAGAAACUAUCAAUCAGAUUCAUUUCAUAACCCUCAACUCCAGUGAGUUAAAGAAGUCAAUUAUAUCUCACUGUAUUGUUUGGCAAACCAAGUUAGGAGAAUUGUUACGAACUAUCACUGAGGCUGAUAUCGAUGUAAUCUACAAUUACGUUGAAAAAAGUAGUGAAGAAGCUAUGAAGGUACCGAAAGAUUUAAAGGAGCUUCAAGAAAGCAUUGAUACUUAUGAUCGAUUAAUAUCAGAAAUAGCUCAAAUAGAAAAAACAUUCCCUCCAAUAACUGAUCAAAUGUUAACAUUGGUGAAAUUUGAGGUUGAACUCAGUUCUGAUAUGACGACUCGUCAUGAAAAUAUACCUCUGCUAUGGGAACAAUACUUAGGUGUCUUGGAAGAAGCUAAAAAGAACCUCGAAGCAAACAAAGAAAAAUUCAAAACUGAUCUAUUAGAUCAAGCUGAAGUAUUUAAAGAAGCAGCCAAAGAGUUUUGUGAAGAAUUCUAUAAGACAGCACCAAUAUCUUCUGAGUUUACUGGCAAAGAGGCUCUGGCCCAAUUAAAAGCUUUCAGAGAACAGCUUAAUGCAUUGCGUGCACAAGAACAAGCCAUACGUGAUGGCCUGGCUGUAUUCAAUUUAACUACGCCAGUGAAUCUGGAUCUUCUGAAGAUGGAGAAGGAAUUAGAAAAGCUGGAGGAAGUCUGGGGCUUAGUAAACCAGUGGGAAGAGUCCUGGGAAAAGUAUAAAACUCAAACGUUUUGGGAAAUGGAGACAGAUGAGAUGGAAGAGAAUGUCAUGUAUUUGUUCAGGAAUUUCAAUAAACUGUCGCGACAGUUAAAAGACAGAAAUUGGGAAAUCAUUGAUACAACAAGAGUUAAAGUUGAUGCGUUCAGAAGAACUCUACCUCUAAUAGGUGAUUUGAAGAAUCCGUGCAUGAGAGAGCGCCAUUGGGAUAGAAUUAGGGCGCUCAUGGGCGUAGAGUUUGACCAGAACUCGGAGGAUUUCAAAUUGGAUUUGAUAAUGAAACUUAAUUUCCAAGCUUAUGCUGAAGAAAUAGCAGAAAUUUCUAAUGCUGCUACUAUGGAACUAAACAUUGAGAAUGGGCUUAAAGCUAUCAGAGAAGUUUGGAAAAGUACUAAAUUUGAGAUGUCACAUCACAGAGGAGACAUGUAUAAGAUUAAAACUGUAGAUGAUGUCAUGCAGUUUCUUGAAGACCAUCAAGUGCAGCUUUCGUCAAUGAAAUCAACAAAAUAUGUUGAACCAUUUAUCAAGGAAGUAGAUUACUGGGAAAAGUCCUUGGGAUAUGUAGCGGAGUGUAUUGAGAUUUCUUUACAAGUUCAAAGGCGUUAUCUUUACUUGGAAACUAUUUUCACUGGUGAAGAUAUAAGAAAGCAACUGCCUGCAGAAGUUCUGAUAUUUGAUGCACUUACUGCCGACUGGACAGAAGUUACAAAGAAUAUGCAUGCUGGGAAAAAUGCAAUAGAAGCUUGCAUAUACAAACCGCAGCCUUAUUUAUUCAAUAAAUUGAACCAAAUGGUAGAUAAUUUAGAUGGUAUUCUACGAGCCUUAGAAAAGUAUCUAGAGACAAAGCGUCAACUGUUUCCAAGGUUUUAUUUUAUUUCCAAUGAUGAUAUGCUGGAAAUUCUUGGAAAUUCAAAGAAACCAUCUCUAAUACAAGUGCAUUUGAAGAAGUUGUUUGAUAAUGUGACUAGGAUAAGGAUUGAUAAGAAUCCCAUGGGCCUCCCAGUAGCCAAGGCCAUGACUUCAGAAGACGGAGAGUGUGUGGAAUGGAAGUAUAACCUGGUGCUGGACGGGCCUGCUGAGGUCUGGCUGCUAGGGCUAGAGCAUACCAUGAGAGUUGUGCUUAGAGAUCAACUGAUAUUGACGAGAGCGGCUUUGAGGAAGUGUAAGUACCAAAGAGAGCAGUGGAUCAACGACUGGCCGGGACAACUUGGGAUCACUUCUAGCAAGAUUCAAUGGACAUCAGACUGCACGCGAACUCUCUGCCGUUGCGAGAUAAUGAAAGAGAAGAAACCGCUAAAGAAAUUGCGCAAGAAACAGAACCAGAUCCUCGCCACACUUCAGAUGAUGUCACGUAAAGAGAUCAGCAAGAUCUUGCGCGCCAAAGUCAAUGCUCUGUGCGUUAUUGAGAUACAUUCUAGAGAUACCGUCGAUAGGAUGUAUAAGAUGGGCUGUAUGAACGUGACUGCGUUCGAGUGGUUCUCGCAGCUGAAGUUCUACUGGGACCGCGAGCGGGAGGACUGCUACAUCAAGCAGACCAACACCAACUCUAUCUACACGUACGAGUACAUCGGCAACUCGGGACGGCUCGUCAUCACACCUCUUACUGACAGAUGCUACAUAACCCUAACGACGGCACUGCAUCUGUUCCGUGGUGGAAGUCCUCAAGGUCCGGCUGGUACUGGCAAGACGGAGACGGUGAAGGACCUGGGCAGAGCUCUGGCCAGAUGGGUGGUCGUCACCAACUGCUCUGACGGACUUGAUUAUAAGUCCAUGGCUAAGUGUUUCGCUGGCAUAGCCCAAAGCGGUUGCUGGGGUUGUUUCGACGAGUUCAACCGCAUCAACAUCGAGGUGCUGUCGGUGGUGGCGCAGCAGAUACUGGCAGUACUGCUCGCGCUCUCACUCUUCCAGAAGCGGUUCAUAUUUGAGGGGAACGACAUCAAGCUCGACCCCAACUGUGGCAUCUUCAUUACUAUGAACCCUGGUUACGCGGGCCGUACGGAGCUGCCAGACAACUUGAAGUCGAUGUUCCGUCCUAUCGCCAUGUGCGUGCCGGACUCGCUGAUCAUCGCCGAGAACACUCUCUUCUCUGACGGGUUCACUGCUUACAAAAUCAAUGCUAAGAAGGUGUUCACUCUAUACCAGCUAGCUAUGCAGCAGCUCUCGAAACAAGAGCACUACGACUUCGGGCUGCGGUCCAUGGUGGCACUGCUGCGGUACGCUGGGAUCAAGAGGAGGGCUUACCCUAACUUGCCAGAACAGGAGAUGGUGAUUCUAGCGAUGAGAGACAUGAACGUGGCCCGCCUCACAGCGAAGGACGUGCCACUCUUCGACGGCAUCAUGCAGGACAUCUUCCCUGACGUGGAGAUCCCGACCCUGGACUACGACAUGUUGGAGACUGCCAUCACGGCCGAGAUGAGGCUGGCCGGGCUCCAACCCGUCAAGGCAGCCCUGCAUAAAGUUAUACAGACUUAUGAGACUAAGAACUCCCGUCACUCAAGUAUCCUCCUAGGCGAUACGAACACAGCUAAGUCAGUAUCCUGGAGGAUGCUGGCUGCGACUCUCACCAGACUGAAUAGGGAGAAGCAGCCAGGGUUCGAAGUAGUCCACACCUUCCCCAUGAACCCUAAAGCGCUGACACUAGGAGAGUUGUAUGGAGAGUACAACCUGGCUACUGGAGAGUGGAAGGAUGGUGUCCUGUCUUCUAUCAUGAGGACCACUUGUCAAGACGACUCUCCGGACAUGAAGUGGAUAAUAUUCGACGGCCCGGUGGACGCGAUAUGGAUCGAGAACCUCAACUCUGUGAUGGACGACAACAAGCUGCUCACUCUGGUCAACAGCGAGAGAAUAUCUAUGCCUGCACAGGUGACCUUACUGAUCGAGACCCUGGACUUGGCAGUGGCCUCACCAGCGACGGUGUCACGUAACGGCAUGGUGUACAACGACUACAAGGACUGGGGCUGGUGGCCCUACGUCAACUCCUGGCUCGACACUAUCGAGUCUCCUGAGUACAGGGAGAUGCUGCGGCGCUUCUUCCUGUCGAUCCUGACGCCGGUGCUGGAGCUGAAGCGGCUGUCGCUGCAGGAGGGCGAGUCGGUGCGCGGGCAGGAGCUGACGGGCGUGCGCUGCAUGUGCCGCCUGCUGGGCCGCCUGCCCGAGCCCGCGCCCGCGCUGCCCGACGAGCAGUCCGACCUCGAGGGACUCACCAAGAUGCGGUUUUUGUUUGCCAUGAUCUGGUCAGUGUGUGCGACCUUGGAAGAGGAGCCCCGUCGUAGGCUGGACAACUGGAUCCGGGAACACGAGGGUAUCUUCCCACUCAAGGACACCGUCUACGACUACUAUGUAGACGAACGACUGGCGCAGUUCAAACCCUGGGAGGAGAAACUGCCUGACAAUUGGAAAUUUAAUCCCAAUGCUGGUUUCCACAUGAUCCUGGUGCCUACGAUGGAGUUCAUCCGCGUCCAGAUAAUAGCGCUGGACAUGUUGAAGGCAGGGUACGGAGUGCUCAUCGGGGGCCCCACUGGCACUGGGAAGACGUUCCUCAUACAGGGGACGCUGAACAGCUUGGAUCCUGCCAUAUACAGCACGCAAGUGAUCAACAUGUCUGCGCAGACGACGGCCGCCAACGUACAGGACAUCAUAGAGGCCCGGCUGGAGAAGCGGACCAAGGGGAACUAUGUACCGGCUGGAGGUAAGAAGAUGAUAGCGUUCAUGGACGACAUCAACAUGCCCGUCCGCGACUACUACGGCUCGCAGCCGCCGCUGGAGCUGGUGCGGCUGUGGCACGACUACGGCUACUGGUUCGACAGGGCCAAGCAGUGGAGGAAGAAUGUCAAGAACAUGGUCCUGUGUGGCGCGGCGGGUCCCCCCGGCGGGGCGCGGUCCCCGCUGCCGCCGCGGCUGCUGUCCUGCUUCCACGCCUUCUACCUGUCCUCGCCCACGCAGCAACAGCUCAUCAAGAUCUUCGGCACCAUGCUGGGCCAGCAUCUGCUCGACUUCGACGAGGAGACCAAGUCUGUCGGUAAGACGGUGCUGAUAGCGACAAUCGACAUGUUCAACAACGUAGUAGCUAAGCUACUGCCUACUCCCAGCAAGAUGCACUACCUCUUCAAUCUGAGAGAUAUCUCCAAGAUCUUCCAGGGCCUGCUCCGCAGUAACAAGGACUACACGAACACCAAGCCGCGGUUCCUGCGGCUGUGGAUACACGAGUGCUUCCGGGUCUUCUGUGACCGCCUCACUGAGGAGAAAGACCGCGAGUGGUUCCUGAACCACGUGGGCGACAUGCUGGGCAAGCACUUCGAGCUGACGUUCCACGCCCUGUGUCCGUCCAAGAGUCCUCCCCUAUUCGGCCACUUCUUAAACCCUUACGAGGUGUAUGAUGAUAUGAAUGACCCUGACGCGUUGCGCAAGUACAUAUUGAACCAACUCGAGGAGUACAACAGCUGUCCAGGCGUGGUGAAGAUGGACCUGGUACUCUUCAAGGACGCCAUAGAGCAUGUCUGUCGUAUAGUCCGCGUUAUCUCGCAACCUAGGGGGAACAUGCUCUGUGUGGGUAUAGGUGGUUCCGGUAGAACUUGUCUUACAAGGCUAGCGACGUAUAUCUGCGAGUACAUAUCGUUCACCGUGGUCGUCACCAAGACAUACGGUAUCAAGGAGUUUAGGGAGGAUUUGAAGGUCCUAUACACGGGUUGUGGAGUAGACCAGAAGAAGACCACGUUCAUAUUCUCCGACACUCAGAUCGCUGAGGAGACCUUCACUGAGGUCAUGAACAAUCUACUGAGCAGUGGGGAGGUCACCAACCUGUACAAACCUGAUGAGUUUGAGGAUAUAAAGACUGCUUUAGAGAAGCCAAUGAAGGCGGCCGGUUUGAUGCAGACCAAUGAGGUCAUAUACUUGUUCCUCGUGGACCGGGUGCGCAGUCACAUGCACAUCGUGCUGUGCUUCAGUCCUAUUGGGGAGGAGUUCAGGAACCGUAUCCGCCAGUACCCGGCCCUGAUCAACGCGACCACGACGAACUGGUUCCUGGAGUGGCCCCGCGAGGCCCUGCUGGAGGUGGCCUACAAGUUCCUGCAGGGAGUCGAACUGCUCGCCUCCAUCACUGGACCUAGGGUUCGUAGAUUGGAGUCUUUGAUAGAAAGUCGUGAGGACAUACUCCGGGCGUCGGUGGCGUCCAUAAUGUCCCUCAUUCACUCCUCGGUGGGCAAGUACUCCGUCAGGAUGUGGCAGGAGAUGAGGAGGACCAACUACGUCACUCCCACUAACUACCUCGAACUUGUGUCGGGGUAUAAAGAGAUGCUAGGCGCGAAGAGAAUAGAGAUAGCUCUGCAAGCCAACAAGCUGCGGAAUGGGCUCGGCAAGGUGGAGGAGACCACCAAACUCGUCGGACAGAUGUCCGAGGAACUCGCUGAGGCCAAGGUCCAAGUAGGUCUAUACACGGAGCAAUGUAUCGAGUACAUGGGCGUCAUCAACGUGCAACAACGCAACGCGGACGAGCAACAGCGCAGCGUCGCCGCCAGGAGCAAGAAGACCCAGGAGGAGGAGGUCCAGUGCAAGAAGUUGGCUGAUGCUGCCAUGAGGGACCUCGCCAGUGCCAUGCCGGCCCUCGAGGAGGCCAUCAAGGCCUUAGACGCGCUUAACAAGAAGGAUAUCACUGAAGUGAAGUCUUAUGCGAAACCUCCAUACAAGGUGGAAAUGGUGUUGGAGGCUGUGCUCAUAUUGCUGCAGAAAGAGCCAACAUGGGCCGAAGCGAAGCGUCAGCUCGGAGACCAGUACUUCCUGGACCGCCUGCGCGAGUUCGACAAGGACAAUAUAUCGGACAAGACGCUGAAGAAAGUUGGCACGUACACUGUCAAACCGGACUUUGAUCCUGAGAUCGUAGGGACGGUGUCCGCUGCCGCCAAGUCCCUGUGUCUCUGGGUGCGGGCUAUUGAGAAAUAUGGAAAGAUCUACAAGAUUGUAAAGCCAAAGAAGGAGCGUCUAGAAGAAGCGCUGGAGUCUUUGCGCAUGAAGCAGCAGAUCCUGGCGGAGGCCCGCGCCAAGCUGCGGGAGCUCAGCGAGAUGAUCGCCAGGCUGCAGCGGGAGUAUGAUGAGAAGGUGGCGCAGAAGGAGGAGCUCGAGAGGCGGUCCAGAAUGCUGCAACUCAAGCUGGAACGAGCUGAAGCACUUAUUACUGGACUCUCUGGCGAGAAGGAGCGCUGGGAGAUGACAGUGGAGCGGUUAGACAAGGAGUUCGACAACCUGCCGGGAGACUGCCUCAUCGCCACCGGCUUCGUGGCGUACCUCGGACCGUUCGUCUCCGAGUACAGGGAGUCUCUCAUGGAAGACUGGUUCUUGGAGGUGUGUAACGAGUCUCUGCCGGUGACUAUGGACCUCAGCAUGAAGAAGUUCUUGCUGGACGAUGCUACUCUACGAGACUGGAAUUAUAUGGGAUUGCCUGAUGACAACUUCAGUGCUGAGAAUGGCAUCAUAGUGGUGCGAGCGACGCGGUGGCCUCUAGCCGUCGACCCUCAAGGACAGGCACUCAUCUGGAUCUCCAGGCUCGAGGAGAAGAAUGGUAUACAGGUCGUGGACUUUGGUCAACCAAACUAUAUGAAGGUGAUGGAGACCUGUCUCUCAACCGGCAAGCCUAUCAUAAUCCAGAACGUUGGAGAAGUCCUGGAUCCUUCCAUAGCUCCUAUUCUGGAGAAAGCCAUCGUCACCAUCGGUACUUCGAAGGUCAUCAAGUUUAAUGACAAGAUGGUCUCCUACCAUAACGACUUCCAUCUUUAUUUGACCACUAAACUUGGUAACCCAGUAUAUACUCCGGAGACCUUAACAAAGACCACAAUGGUGAACUUUGCGGUGAAGGAGCAGGGUCUGACGUCACAACUGCUCGGCAUCGUCGUGCGGAAGGAGAGACCUCAGCUUGAACAGAUGAAGGACACGCUCGUACUCUCCAUCGCACAUAAUAAGAAAGUGCUUGUGGACUUAGAAAACGACCUCCUUCGCAUCAUGUACGAGUCACAGGUUCCUCUCCUGGAGAACGAGGAGUUGUUCAUAACUCUACAGACCUCACAGCGAACCUCACUUGAGGUCAAGGAAGCACUCAUCACCUCGCAAGUCACUGAGAAAGAAAUCGACACUGCUAGAGCGGCUUACGUCCCAGUGGCAGUGCGCGCAUCAGUCCUCUUCUUCGCGCUGAACGACCUGUCCCGUAUAGACCCGAUGUACCAGUUCUCGCUGGACGCCUACAUCGACCUGUUCAUGUACUCCAUAGACCGCAGCCCCAAGGCGGGGGAACUCGAGGACAGGAUCAAUAACCUCAACGAGUUCCAUACUUAUGCUGUUUACAAAAACACAUGUCGCGCGUUGUUCGAGCGACACAAGCUACUGCUAUCGUUCCACAUAGUGUCCCGGAUUCUAUUCCAGAGUGGCAAGAUGAGUCGCAACGAGUACAUGUUCCUUCUGAAGGGAGGAAUCGUCCUCGACAGAUCGGAACAACCGGACAAUCCUACCAAUUGGAUGCCGGACGAGUGUUGGGACAAUAUAACGGAGCUGGACAAGAUCCCUGGCUUCCACGGCAUCGUCGACGUGUUCGAGCCACUCAGCAAGGAGUGGAAGGACUGGUAUCUACAUCCAGAGCCCGAGACACAGCCUCUUAUUGGCGACUGGAACGACAUCUGCAGCGACUUCCAGAAGAUCCUGUUCAUCCGGUCGCUGCGCGUGGACCGCGUCUCCGCCUGCAUCACCACCUUCAUCAUCAAUGUACUCGGGCCGAGAUACGUCGAGCCGCCUGUACUGGAUAUACGGGCGGCCUGGGAGGAGUCGACGUGGAAGACGUCGCUCCUGUUCGUGCUAUCCCCGGGCGUGGACCCGACGGCGGCGCUCAUCCAGCUGUCGCAGGACGUGAAGAUGUUCGACAAGUUCGCGUCACUCAGUCUAGGGCAGGGCCAGGCUGCCACCGCUACUCGGAUGCUAUCGCACGGUAUGAAGGAGGGUGGGUGGGUGUUCCUGGCCAACUGCCACCUGGCGUGCGCGUGGCUGGGCUCCCUGCGCGGCCUGGACAACCCCAAGAUCCACCCUCGGUUCCGCCUGUGGCUGUCCUCCAUGCCGGACGACAAGUUCCCCCUCAACAUCCUGCAGCGGAGCAUCAAGAUGACCACGGAACCACCGCAGGGUUUGAAAGGCAACCUGGUCCGUCUGUUCGCGAAUAUAAACGAGGACAAGUUUGACGAGGCGACGCCGAAGUACCGGCGUCUGUUGUUCUGUGUGUCCUUCUUCCACUGCACGCUCAUCGCGCGCAAGCGGUUCCGCCAGCUCGGGUACAACGCCGUCUACAGCUUCAACGAUGCUGACUUUGAUGUAUCAGACAACUUGCUGGCGAAUUACUUGGAAGAAUACGAAGAGGUUCCAUGGGACGCGCUGAGGUACCUGUUCGCCAUCAUCAACUACGGCGGCCACAUCACUGACGACUGGGACAAGCGAGUGCUCAUCGCUUACAUCAACCAGUUCUUCAAUGAGGAAGCUCUCGAAACUCCAUUCUAUAGGUUGUCCUCGAUCCCCGCGUACCACAUCCCCCGCGACGGCUCGCUGGAGUCGUACCGCGACUUCCUGGACCUGCUGCCGGGCUACGAGCGCGCCGAGUCACUCGGACAACACGCCUCCGCCGACGUCGCCACUCUCGCACAGGACGCGCUGAUAAUGUGUUCUACGUUGUUCGCCCUGGCCAGUACCGGCGGCAGCGGCGCGGGAGGCGGGGAGGACCAGAAGGUGGAUGAGCUGGCCCAGGAGAUGUUGACGAAGCUGCCGGCUCGCAUAGACCUGGAGACGACGGAGCGCAUGAUGGGGCCGGAGAUCGUGAUGCCCAUGUGUGUCUCCUUGCUGCAGGAGAUCACCUACUACAACACACUCCUCAAUAUCAUCAUUUCUGGACUCAAGGAGCUGCGGCGCGCUAUCGAGGGUCUGGUGGUGAUGUCGGAGAUGCUGGAGACGAUGUACACCUGCAUCUUCGGGGGCAAGACUCCAAGCUUCUGGCUCAGAGGUCGUCCCUCGAUGAAGUCGCUGGGCGCGUGGUGCCGCGAGCUGUUCCUGCGCGGCGCGCACCUGUCGGGCUGGGCCGCCGCCCCGCGCGCGCCGCCCACGCUCUGCUGGCUGCCCGCCUUCGUCGCGCCCACCGGUUUCCUCACCGCCGUCAUGCAGACGACGGCCCGCGGCGAGAGUUGGCCCAUUGACACCCUGUGCUGGGAGUUCACCGUGAUGCCGCUGGAGGAGGCUGGCUUCGUGCGCCCGCCCAGAGACGGCGGAGUCUACAUCAGGGGACAGUACCUGGAGGGCGCGUCCUGGUUCCGCAAGGACGGGCACCUGCAGGAGCCGCUGCCCAUGCAGCUGGUGUUCCCCAUGUCCCCCAUACACUUCAAGCCCGUCCGCAUCACUGGCAAGCGCACGCGCAACCGCUACGUGUGUCCGUGCUACUACUACCCGCUGCGCAUGGGGGCCUUUGUCGUGGCCGUGGACCUGCCGGCCGGGAAGGAGACCGCCGACUUCUGGGUCAAGCGGGGCACCGCCAUGCUGUGUACGCUCGCCACAUGAACUGCUUGUGUACUCAUUGUUUCUGAUAAUACAUCUCUUACCAAACAUA